This is a messenger RNA of Engraulis encrasicolus (European anchovy), 1429 nucleotides long. RefSeq names its product lysosomal thioesterase PPT2-like. The record is from RefSeq and is a predicted model, not a curated record. The coding region runs from base 53 to 937 and encodes 294 amino acids. Gene Ontology annotation, cellular component: lysosome. NCBI's taxonomy places the organism in Eukaryota, Metazoa, Chordata, Actinopteri, Clupeiformes, Engraulidae. The transcript has 8 exons. Gene Ontology annotation, molecular function: thiolester hydrolase activity.
UGCACUCAACUCCAUUCAGGGAGAAACCUUAGGCUACUGUCAAAGUGUUAUAAUGACACAUUCUUUGUGCCUCGUGAACUGGUCCUUUCUGUGUCUACUUUUGGUCUGCAAGAGUGUGGCAGUUACCGAUGGCUACAAGCCUGUUAUACUUGUCCAUGGACUUUUGGAUGGGCCUGGGCAAUUCAGGAAUUUGAUUAACUUCAUCACAGAGUCCCACCCUGGUACAACAGUCAUCGCUCUGGACCUCUACAAUGAGGAGGACAGCCUUAAGUCGCUAUGGGAACAAGUGGAGGGCUUUAACAAAGCAAUCUAUCCCAUCAUGCAAAGCUCUCCAGAGGGAGUCCAUCUCAUAUGCUACUCACAAGGUGGUGUGAUAUGUAGAGGAAUUCUCGCCACACUGGCUGAUCACAAUGUUCACUCUGCGAUUUUCCUGUCAGCGCCCUUGGCAGGGCAGUAUGGAGGACUCAAGAACUCAACUUAUUGGUGGUCUGCCAUUGGCCGCCGAAUGUUUUAUUUGUUCUGCUACAACAAGAUAGGACAGUUACUAUCCAUUUGUAACUACUGGAAUGACCCCUACCACCAAAAGUCGUACUUGAGAGGCAAUACAUAUUUGGCACCACUGAAUGGAGACCAGGCACAUGACAACAUCACAAGCUGGAAGGACAACUUUCUCAGAAUAAAAAAGCUGGUUCUGAUAGGAGGUCGUGAUGACGGACUGAUCACGCCAUGGCAAUCCAGUUUUUUCGGCUUUUAUGAUGAAAAAGGAAAUGUGAUCGACAUGAAGAAUCAAGAUUGGUAUUUGAAAGAUGCUUUCGGUCUGAAAACCCUUGACAUGCGGAAAGACCUGAAGCAAUGUGAGGUGGAUGGCAUUGACCAUUUGAGAUGGCCACAUGCUAAAGAAGUAUACGCUGAUUGCAUUGAGGAAUGGCUCAACUGAUGACACGAAUACCAGUCAGAUCUCACGCAUAUCCAAUUUCUUUUAGCUGGGCGCAGGGUCAAAGCGCAAAGUUCAUGUAGGGUAAGGAAGAACCGCACACCGAUGUGCUCCUUUUGAAUCCAUUUUUUUACGUCUGACAUUUCGGGCCACUAUACUACGGCCCUUCCUCAGACUACUAGACUACCUCAGACUAAUAAUAAUAAUAACUGUAUUUGUAUAGCACAGUAUCAUACAAUGCAUGUAGCUCAAAGUGCUUAACAAAUGGAUAAACAACAAUGUUGAAAAUAAAAAAUAAUGCAGUGAGGUAGAAUAGAUAGAAAGAAGGCAAAAAGAAAUAGCAAAAAGACAAGACAGGAAACUAGACACAAUUGAAAAAAUUAGUAGAUGGAUAAUAAGUAAGUAAAUGUAAAGAAAGAUGAAAUGAAGACGUUGAAAGAAAAGAUAAGUAGAUAAUAAAGAGGCAUAAGGUCCACAAGGGUUUAGGCCCAAGAU